GAGCAUUCACAGAUCAACACGUCUGUAUUUGGAGGUACAGUACUAGGAGAAACCGAUUUCCUCAAUGGAAGCAGGCUACCAUUAUAUUAGAUACGCUGUGUACGUUCAAAGAGGACAUGCGUUUUUUAAAUGUCAUUUAGAAGAUUUUUGCUCGGUGCCAUCUUCUGUUGUUUCUAUUUGCUUUUUUAUCUUACAAACAAGUAUGUCCUGUCUGUCUUGAAAUUCACGUACCCCACCCUGUUUCAGGGGUGGCAAACAUUAGUGGGAGGAUUGCUACUAGCUCUCUCUGGGAAGCUGGGAUGGGUGGAGGUCCACAGCAUUUCUAGGUCUGCAGCUCUUUCUUGGCUGCCUGGUUCUGUCCUCUUUGUAGGUAAUAUCUAUGCAGGCUCCAGGGCAUUAUCCAGACUGCCAAUUCCUAUCUUUUUCACACUUUAUAAUGCAUCUGAGGUGGUUACAUGCUUUAUCCAGAAGCUGACACAGAGAGAGGCCACAUCUUGGAUGAAACUACUAAGUGUAAUGCUUCUGCUAACAUCAGCUGGGUGCCUGCCACUGUAUGACCCACAGUUUGAUCCAAGUGGUUAUUUUUGGGCUGUGAUCCACUUUUUAUGUGUAGGGGGAUACAAAGUGUUUAAGUGUUCAAAAUCCAGUUUGCUAAGUGACCUUGAACAGCAAUACAUCAACUAUGUUUUCAGUGUUUUGCUGUUAGCUUUUUCUGCCCAUCCCACAGGUGAUCUGUUUGGUGCCUUGGAGUUCCCAUAUCUUCACUCUUACAAGUUUCACAGUGGCUGUUGUGCAAGUGGUGUUCUGGGAUUCUUUGUCCUGUUAGCCACGGUGAGACUGAAGAGCAAUCUGCCUGUUGAGCACUGUGCAGCCUGGGUUUUCUUGGCGAAGCCUGCUGCUCAGCUGCUUUGGAGAAGCCCUGCUUGUUUACUCGAAAUGAAGUCCUGCAGAGAGAUGAAAGAGGGCACACACAGAAGACCAAAGCCAACUUUUCCGUUCAGAUAUUUAGCAAAUUUAAUGCUAAGAAUGGCAAAGGCUAGUGGGGAUUUUAUAUACCUGAACUAGUGUGUGAUUUUCCUUUGGGCACAAGAUAAGGGGACUGUGCACUGUGAUCAGAGAGGAACUGUUAAAUAUAUAUUAUAUUAUGGUUUAUUGUAAAAAUUAUAAUUUUGUUUCCUGACAGACCUCUGUGUGAAACCUGCCUAAUCUUACCUUCUCACACAGAAUGCAUUUAGAGGCCAGACACCGGAAGUGCUUCCUCACUGCUAGUUGCCCUGAUCUUUAAUAAGCUUUCGUGGGUAAACAGGAGAGAGGGAGUGGGUUACGUUAACACAAACAAUGAAGGGAACUGAAGAAGGGGCCUAACUGUUUAGCAGUUUGUGUGAUUGCUUAUUUGGAAUAUUUUCAGCCUUUUUUCCCUUUUGUUUUCUCAAAUUCUUAUUAUGAUAAACAUCUUGUCUCUACAGUAGCUUCAUGCAAACCAGAGAAAACAAAAGAUAAGAAAAAAAAAUUAUAAUCACAAUAAAAAACACCGGGACACAAAAGGCCAUGUUGUAGUUUAACCCAUGUACCCGUGUUCAGCUUAGCAUUCAAAUGGAGGGGACUGCUAUGAACUUCACACCUUGAGGAAUGCUUGCUCACAAAAAGGCAGACUUUUUUUUUUCUCUCCUGUCCAUCCAUGUUAGUAAAUGUUAGUUUGUAGCUCCUUACCAUGCUGAAUUCAACCCACCGCCUCCUUUUAUCUUCAGAACAGGGAGCAAUAUCUUACUGCAGUAGUGUUCUAUUAAAUUAGUAUUUCUGUACAAGUAAGAGUUUGUGUAAUAACUCAUACUUGCACUAGUGCAUUUUCAACUUGAGGUUGUCCAGCAGUCUGAAACCAAAAAAUGUAAACAUUUCAAAACUUCAGGAGUUGCACUAGUGUAAAUAUAGUCAUAAGAAGUCAUUGUAUUAAGAAUACUGUAUUAUGUUAACAAGGUAAUAUUUUCUCAUAUACUGUAUAAACCAAAGUCAUUGUUUUCUAAAAAAAAAACAAAAAAAACUUUUUUUUACACUUUCUUUCAUGUGCAGACAAAAUAACAUGUCUACAAAACGUUAGAUUUGAUCAAAACUGACUUUGUAAUUCCAGGUCAAAUAAAAAAAAAUAUAUUUCUAGCAAGAAUUUCUCCCUUGUAAUUCUGUGCUGUGUUUUGUUUACCUCAUUGCAAUACCAACUAUCCUUAAUGCACAAUAAUUGUUUGAUCAUGUAGAAGACUCUGCACCCAGUUUAAUUAACUUUAAGAAAUUGAAGAGAAAUGAAAAAUGGCUUAACCCUUUUUAACCUAGCUUCUGUAAAAGUUCACUGAAUUGAGCCCUCUGUCUUGAACACCACUAUAUAAAUAUACUGCAAUGCCCUCUGUCUGGCAAUAGGUUCAAGUUCAACGUUUUCUAGUAGGCAAGCAAGAAUGAAGACAAAUCACAUUUGUUUUGUUCUAAUUAAUCUCCAUAAUGUUUUUUAAAGUUUCCGAUUAAAAAAAAAAAAUAGUAAAAUGGUGUCGUCGUCCCCCUCCCCCAAGAAAAAGGUCCUCCCACUGUGCAGAAUAUACUGUACACUGCAUUAACGUUAUUCUAGUAAGUUAUUUACAUGCCAUCGACAGGGUUAAUGUUGUUGUGUGGCAAGCCUUUUAUGCCUCAAGAUACAUGUAAAAAUGGAAGUGCGGAAUACAGACGGACAGAACUACAGAGACCUCCAUAUAUAUCCCGAAAAUAUAAUAGUGUCAAUAACUUUAAUCCAGUGUCAUCCCCAUUGAAUAGGCAGUUAUCCACAUAUAGGGAAUAAUGUAAUGUGUGACAUAUCUACUGAACUGGCAGACAGACGACCGCCUCCACUUUCAUUCCCAGCGGGUGAUAAUAAUACCUAUAUAUCAAGGUUCAGUUCUACUUAAUUACUGACUCUGUAGUUUCAGGUGGAUUUCUAGUGCAGUCUACACAAAUAAAUUAGUUGAGGUAACAGAACAAUAAGACUGGCUUUGAACUGUGGUCUCUGUAGCUGUUGUUUUUCUUCUUGUAUUUAAUGAGAAAGAAAACCACCAAUGCAGACUAUUGGAAAGCUGAGACUAGUUUUUGGAUUAAAGUUGUGGGUAUUACUGUUGUUGUUUUGUUUUUUUUUUUAACUAAAUUUCACUUUAUAACGGAAAAUUGAGAAAUGCUGUUGUCUCUUUGGUCACUACAUGUAUGUGCCAUGUUAAGUUCUCUAUCUAUGCUAUACUUAAUAAUGCAUAUAUGUUUAUUUAUUUUGUCUCAAUUUCUCGUACCCCAUAGAGUUUGCAUAAACAGUUACAUUAAAACACUGUGCCCACAGGAUAUAAUGUGUUUUGGAGCUGCUCAACCACUGGCUCCAGACACGCACAAUGCAGACAAGCAGCGUGGGAGCUUUCCCUCAAAGCACUGCAAGCGCAUCUGAGCCCUGACCUGAUCAGCCUGUCAGUCCUGGGCCUCCAGAGGUGAAAGCCAUGAAAGGCUUGUGAAGCAGCUCUAAUCACGUUGAUCUUUUUUUUUUUU
This is a messenger RNA of Acipenser ruthenus (sterlet), 3537 nucleotides long. RefSeq names its product transmembrane protein 241-like. Lineage: Eukaryota; Metazoa; Chordata; Actinopteri; Acipenseriformes; Acipenseridae. The record is from RefSeq and is a predicted model, not a curated record. The coding region runs from base 130 to 1065 and encodes 311 amino acids. The transcript has 14 exons.